AUGCUAUGACUUUUGCAGAAGCAGAAUUACGUCAAUAUGUUUUAUCUGAGGAUGAAUGGGAAAAAAUAAAACUUCUUGUUGAAGUUUUAAUGCCUUUUAAAGAUGAAAACAAACGAAGAGACAAUAUGCCAGAAUGGCUUGUGCAGGGGUGCGAAGCUGCAAUUAAUAAGCUUUUAGGUUAUUGUCAUAAGACAAAUAUUUUACAUCUUUCGGCAGUUGUACUAGACCCACGGUUUAAAAUCAAAUACUUUGAAGAACUAAAGUGGUCAUCUCAACUUAUUACUCAAAUCAGGGAUAU
Molecule: messenger RNA, 298 nt
Organism: Cetraspora pellucida
Lineage: Eukaryota; Fungi; Glomeromycota; Glomeromycetes; Diversisporales; Gigasporaceae
Source: the annotation of a GenBank genome assembly